GGGAACGGAUGAACGGUGGGAUAGGGCUCACAGGGAAUGAAUUCCUCUACGAGGAAGGUGAGGAGAGGACAUAUGAGGCGAGGGCCGAAUGUUAAGAUCCGCGGAACGGAGUCUCGAAGCUCUGACUAUUCAGCAACGGAAGAUGACGACUGCUGUCCAGCAAAAGAAGGGGGAAAAGGGGGAAAAGGGGGAAAAGGGGGAGGUAAAGGGAAGGAAACCUUGAAGGAAAAGGGGGACGAAGGAGGUAAGAAAGGGGAUGGGGAGAAGGUGGAUAAGGAAGGUAAGAAAGGGGAGGAGAAAGAUCAAGGGGGGAAGAAGGAUGGUGGAGGCAAGGAGGGGAAGGACAAGGCUCCAGCAGUCGUGGAGGUCAAGGAGAAAGGUGAAAAGGGAAAAGAAGACAGCAUAGGGGGAGGAAGCAAAGGACAGACGAAGGGUUCUGUUGAAGCGCAGGGGGUGCUGCAGGGGAAGGAAGGGGCGACUAGUUCGGGAAGCAAGCUGGAACGAGUGAAGAAGAUAAAAAAACCCAUCCCCCCGAAAGAGAAGCCCCCCAGUCUUAACGAGAAAAACUCUUUCAGUAAGAAAGGGAGAUGGCAGCCAAAGACCCCAACGRCUUUGGAGAAAGCCAAUCCCGAUGCCAAAACUUUACCCUUGGUAUUUGGUGGUGACCAUUUGAAAUCAAAGGCUAAACAGAAGAAGCUGGACACAAAAAUCCCCUUGCCCGUGGAGACAUCGCCUCCURUUCCACCUCCUCCGAGCGACCACCCUGGUCCGAGGGAGAAGGUAGUUGUGGUCRAUACCGAGGAAUUAAGCUCAGACUCAGACUCUGAUGAACCGGAAGAUCCGAAAGAAGGGCUGAUAAGGAACAGGGAGAGGGGAGAAGGCCGGAACUCCAAGUCCACGGCAGUGACAGGGGCUAACGCCCCCCCAUCUGAGGAGCUGGACUUCUCAGUCCCUGGCCUGAUUAACGAAGGCCAAGUCCACUUUGACCCCGGGGUUGAAACGGACAAAGCAUGUGCGGGGAUUUCUUGUAAGAACGCCAGAUCUAAUGAGAAUAAAACAGUUCCUACGGAGUACAAGCAAUGGGGGCUCAUACAGUCCUCCCCCAGGGGGGAUUGAGCGCAUCCACAAAGAAAAGGGGGCUACAGGCUAGAACAGCGAAGAAGACACUUUCCGAUUCAGGGCCAAUGGCCACGUUAACGA
Messenger RNA from Chara braunii, 1200 nucleotides. The record is from the annotation of a GenBank genome assembly. NCBI's taxonomy places the organism in Eukaryota, Viridiplantae, Streptophyta, Charophyceae, Charales, Characeae.